Messenger RNA from Penicillium argentinense, 366 nucleotides. RefSeq lists its product as uncharacterized. NCBI's taxonomy places the organism in Eukaryota, Fungi, Ascomycota, Eurotiomycetes, Eurotiales, Aspergillaceae. The coding region runs from base 1 to 366 and encodes 121 amino acids. The record is from RefSeq and is a predicted model, not a curated record. The transcript has a single exon.
AUGGGGACUAUCUCUAUAUCCCGUCCAGACGACUGCUUCUCAGUGUUCAAGCUGAUGGUGCACGUGCUCAUGUGCCUUUUCGCGUCUGCGAUCUACGCCAAUAUGCAUAAUUUGUCAGCUGCUUUCCAGGAGGAAGGGCAGGGUUUGGACUGGACUGUCUUUCGCCUCGCUGCUAUCUCGGGUGAGUCUGAUGAGAUCAGCUGGAAGCGUGAUAGAGAGACUGGUUCAGUAUAUGCUGGGGAGCUGGGAGGGGGUAGAUGGACGACAUCCAUAACGCGAGCUCAGUUGGCAAGGUGGAUUGUCGAGAAUAUCGAAUCUAGGGAAUGGUACGAGAGUAUGCCGGCAUUGAGUACGUUUUCAGGAUAG